Molecule: messenger RNA, 1172 nt
Organism: Anopheles merus
Lineage: Eukaryota; Metazoa; Arthropoda; Insecta; Diptera; Culicidae
Product: cuticle protein 16.5-like
Exons: 4
Coding region: 151-1053 (300 amino acids)
Source: RefSeq, a predicted model, not a curated record
GUCCAAGGAUUCUUACUAACCACACUCCAAUCGGGGUAUAUAAAGCACGCACGAAAUGUUUGGAAAUCAUCAGUUCACUUGCUAACGCAUCCACAGCAGCAUUUGCCUUUCUUCUCCAACGCAAACCACCCAAAACCAAAUCCAAUCAAAAUGUUCAAGAUUGUGUGCCUGUUCGCCAUCAUCGCCGUUGCUUCCGUCUCGGCCAAGGCUGACCCGAAGCCGGGCGUACUGGCCUAUGCUGCCGCGCCGGCCGCUUAUGUUGCUGCUGCCCCGGCCGCCUACGUCGCUGAGGGUGCCGCAGUGUACGAGCGUACCUUCCACGGAAACACUGCGCCGCUGGCUUACACUUAUGCCGCUCCCUAUGUGGCGGCUGCUCCGGUUGCAUACUCCUCGCCGUACGUUGCCGCCGCUCCGGCUCAGGUGCUGCUGAAUAGUCCUAGCCUGCAUCCUACUACCAAGUCGGGUGGGUGGUGUGUUAACGGGCUGGGUUUGCGAUUUUUAUCGCAUAUAAAAGUUGCUGCGAUCGUGGUAAGGAUCAUACAGCAACCAAGCCUCGAACAGUUCGCUUCUUCAGCACUCCGCUCAACAACAACAACACCCAAACUAAACCUCAAAAUGUUCACCAAACUGAUCUGCAUUGCCGCUCUGGCCAUCUCGUGCGCUUCGGCCAAACCAGGACUGUUGGCGCCGGUUGCUGCCCCGGUUGCUUAUGCCGCCGGACCUGCCGUCGUCACCGCCCAAAGCUCGCAGGUCGUGGCCCGCAACUACAAUGGUAUUGCUCCGCUGGCGUACACUGCACCGGCCGUCGCGUAUGCUGCCCCGGCCGUCGCUAAGGUAGCCGCUCCGCUUGCUUAUGCUGCACCGGCACCACUGGCCGCUGCUGCCUAUGCUGCUGCUCCGCUCGCCGCUCCGUACGUGGCCCCGUAUGCCGCUCCGUAUGCUGCCCCGUACGCUGCCGCUUAUGCUGCACCGUACGCUGCCGCGUAUGCUGCCCCGUACGCCAAGGCGUUCGCUAGCCCGCUGCUUGCCCGUGCUCCGUACCAGCUGUGGUAAACCGUCGGGCCGGCUGAUCGUGAUGGUGCAGUCAACAGUUCCUUACCGUGCAUGCCAGCAGUCUGGUGAACGUUUUUUUGUUGUUGAGUAAUACAAUAUAGUCAAAUGUUUUGAAACAA